UUGGAAAUGUAUAUAUAUAUAUUGUUUGCACUUUGUUGUCACGUGUAAAAUGAUGUUAAAUAUCAAAACCGGCAGGUGAAUUGCACUUACUUAACAUAAAUAAAAUCAUUUUACAGUCAAACGAAUAUCCAUGCAGUAUCACCUUUAAAUGUGUUAAGUUGUUUUUCAUGAAUUAAACUUGCAUAGUAAAUGUGUACUACAGGUGUACCUACAAGGUGUACAGAACGUUGACAUGCUCUAUCAGUCCCUUUAAGAGAUAUUUAUAGAACAGAGGGAUUUACGUGUGUGCCUCGAGUGACGGGUCUCCACUUAUCGCGGGGUCGAUCUAGUCAGUAAAUACGUACUGUGUGUACAAAACAAGAGGGGUCUUGAAAGUGAAAAUUGUAUUGUCGUAUUUGUACGUGGUGGUCAUGUAAUGGACAUGUGAAAAUAUGGAAAGUGUGUGUUCAUAUCAGGAUAUAUUCGAAAACCGGAAAUACAAAGUGAUAUUGACAAGGCGGUUAGCACGGCAACUGGGUGUGGAGAAUCUUGAUUACUUGACUCAUGAGCCUUACAAUGAGCCUCAUGUCGAAUUACAAUACAAAGAGUGUGGGAUUGAGACCCCAGGUCUGGACGAAGUGGACUGUUCCAAACACGAAACUUCUGGCCCCACAAAUGGACACCAUGUGGGAAUACAACAUGGAGACAUACCAACAGAGAUUCCAGGUGGUCGUAUUUCUGAGAAAGCACAUUCUGCAGACGAGGUAGACAAUACGGUGGGCCACCGCGUGGAUAUUGUUGACGCGAAAAUGGGUGUUCGCGAGGAAGACUCUAAGAAAAAACCAAACCAGUUUUAUCCAUUUUCCAUCAUCGAUUUCUUCGGAAUAAGUUUUUCUGUCGUGUUUUACUGCAUUGAUUUCUUGACGGAUAUUUUAUUAGCGAAAGGUUACUAUGACGACGGAAUGACGUUUGAGUGUAUAUUGACGUCAUCUUUAGUCGCUUCCUCGUUUCUGGUAACAGGAAUCUUGAGUUCGAUUUGGCACACACAGGAAAAAUCCCACCGACAUAUUUGUCUUGUGAUUCUACUGUUUCCAUUUGCUACUAUAGAAAGGAACAUAUCCUACAUCUUUCAUGGCUGCAGAAGUAAACAAAGACCCAACAAAGAGUACCAUUACAUCGAGAUGAUCUUUAAUGAUCGGGAUGCCAGUCUUCUUCGGAUGUUUGAUGCUUUCAUAGAAUCCGCCCCUCAGUUAGUCCUACAAAUCUACCUCCUUCUCAAAGAGCAAGAGAAUCUCAGUGGCUGUGAUGAAAUAUCCAUCCGCAGUCGUAAGUUUCGUAUCUCAGUGUGCAUUGUCAUGGUCAGUGAUUUGUUGCCCUUUAAUUUUCUUGGGUCAUUUAAUAACCGAGCAGUCAAACAUUUACCGUGUAUUGGCGUCAUAUUUAUAGAGCACUAGUAACCAAAGCAAACCGAAACAAACGAAGACACACAUGUACAAUGUAAGAUACCCAAAAGAAUUAUUUUAGAAUUUUGUAAAAUUAUUUGUUAAUGUUUUAAUACUGCUAAAAACCCAUAUUUACCACAAAAUUUCCAUUUGAAACCACCUUUAUUUUUGCAUUAUGCUCAAAUCUUUACUUUAAAAUUCAAUGAAAAAGCAUUACCUAAAAAUUGAAAUCCUUCAAAAAACGUCUUUUUAUUGGUGCAUUUCGUAACCCCCCCCCCCCCCCCCCAAUUUACGUGAAAAAUGAUAGGACUAAUUAUAUGAUAAAGAUUUGUCAUACUAUUGUGUUGAUAUACCGCCUAAAUAACCUUCAGUACUAAUUUGAAAACUUAAAAAUUGAAAUAGAGGCUGCCAUGAUGUGGAACUCUUUUAUAUUGAAGACCACUAAAAUCAAUAAUUUUGACGCGUCACACCGUCUGUUCCGGUUUUGAUGAGAUUCUAAGAUUGUCAAAGAUGCAUGUGAUUGUGGUAGAUUUUACGAAUAAAUAGGUUGAUGCCUUCCUGUCAAGCAUUUAAUUACACUAAUGCAAAGGGGAGAUGUGAAAAAAGUUUUUUCGAAAUUCCUGACCCAACCAAGUCAUCUGAAAAGAAAAGACUCAGUAUACUGUGGAUCCAUCAUUUGCGUAAUGACAAGUUGAGGUUCGAAACAUUUGUAUGAAGAAACGUGUACCGUCUACUUGGUGUGCGACUCAACUAAACGUCUUCUUUUCUCAAUGUCUUCUUGCGAAAGAACGGGCUCAAAUCUAUACGGCUCCAAACUUAACUGUUCGUGACUUGUCAUGUUUACAGUGCUGCUGGUGAAAUAACCGGAACCGACGGUGUGACGUCAUAAAUCAAACUUCAAUGGCCGCUCUCUUAGCAGCGGGUAAUUUAAAAUAAAUGAUAGAUUAAUAUAUAUUUAAUCGUUAAGCAAUGUUUGGGUUGUUAAAGACUGUCAUUUACGAUACCAGUAAGUACCCGGUAAUACUCUAUUUAUAAAAGCAACAAUGCGGUUAUGGUUGUCUUUCCCUUUAAUGGCUGGUUUACAUUUUUGUUUGAUCAAAUAAUAGCAAAUCACACGUAAACACAACAGAAUCCUAAUUCAUUUGAUGCGUCCAAAAUCUGGGGUAUCACAUGACCUUAAUCCACAACGACAAAUUAUAAAACUAGUAUGUAGUACGUGAAAUCUAUCAGUAUAUUCAUUAUAGUACACCAAUCCAAAAUACACAGGAGAUAAAAAUGCUCACCUUUAUGAAUUAAAAAUUGUAUAUAUUAUAUAUUUUUUCAUUUGUGUUAUCAAUGGACAAAACUAAUUUGUGAUUUGGAAAAUAUUUACCCUUUCCCGUGGGGUGUAUAAAGUUCUAGUGAAAGUGUGUCCUGCUAACGAAUCUCCAUUUCUAUAACUUGGUUGUGAAUGGAAGUUUCAUAUUACCCCAAAUCAGCAAAAUUUAUUUACAAGAGUAAAUUGAUUCUUUUACAGUAAACUAAUUAAAAUUUUUUUUACUAGUAAAUACUACAAAACUCGGGUUACAAUAUAAAUGUACAUGUAAUCCCUGUAACUGAUUUUGAUUGUGAAUAUCAUUUGUGGAAUUGUUACACACAAUUAAUUCAUUCAAGUGCGCGUCCCCCUUUAUAAAUCAAUCUUAUUUUUCCAGAUAUCCUUCGAUUGUUUACGAUCCUGUCCUCCUGGAUGUCUGUCUCCUGGUCAGUGACGGCGUACUACCGAGCGCUGCGCGUUAGCAACGCCAUGCACAAAACGAGACAAAAGACCAUAUUCGCCGCGGCUGGAUACCUGCUGUGGAGAGCUUUCGAAAUAGGACCACGGGUGUUAGCAUUAGUCAUGAUCAUUCUCAUGAACCCCAUUAUUUUUAUUUUAAUUAUAGUCUUUCAUUGGUUUAUUUUUGUCACGUGGUCAUUUGCGACGAAAGUGAAGCCGUACAAGAAACGUUACGAAAACGUAAUUUUUAUUUUGUUUAUUGGAUUCGUACAAUUGUUUUCCUUCAUGAACGUGAGUUCUGGUAAAUCUCGAUACAAUGCUCUACUUUAUUAUAGCUUUUUUUACAUUGAAAAUAUUACAAUUUUAGUUUUAUGGAUUUUUAUUAAAAAGGUUUCUUUUUGUCCCUGGAUCUACUACGGAGCCAUUGGAAUCGUCUCCGCUGGCCAGUUAUUUAAUUUAAUUUUUAUUGCAUCGUUUUAUAAACUAUGUCACCCCAAAACAGCAAUUUGUUAAUAAACUUAAUUUUGUUUUGGA
Ostrea edulis (European flat oyster) is the source of this 3708-nucleotide messenger RNA. RefSeq names its product XK-related protein 9-like. Bases 432 to 1433 code for a protein of 333 amino acids. The transcript is spliced from 2 exons. Lineage: Eukaryota; Metazoa; Mollusca; Bivalvia; Ostreida; Ostreidae. Gene Ontology annotation, cellular component: membrane. The record is from RefSeq and is a predicted model, not a curated record.